GCGCGCGCGCAGGGAUGGGGCCGGGACCGAGCGGCGCGCGCCCUCCCGCAGGUCGGCUCGGUGCGCGCGCGGCCCGCCAGGCCACGCGCCGGGCGGCGGUGCGCGGGGACCCCCGGGUUUCGCCUGUGCAAGCCUCCGCGGACCUUCUGCUGGAGGCCGACGUCAGGGGGCGCCAAGGAGCCGGGGGGAACCCGGGCUCCCGCCUCCCUGAGCCCGCCCGGAGGCUGGGGCUCGGAGGAUGCAGCAGGGAGAAGCAAGAACCGGAUGCAGAACAGGCAGCACCUACGUGGGCGUUUCUGCCUUCGACGGCUUCGGAGAGCCUUGGCUGACUAGUUGAGAAAAUGCAGAAGAUCUUGCAGACAGAUGACAUCACGGACAACCAAGUUCUAAGAAAAAGAAAGAGGAAACGGACAGAGACCGUGAACUCAGAAAACACAAACAGUGCCCAGGAUAAAGCCCAGAGAGACCCAUAUUCAGGAAAUGCCUUCCUGCCUGGGGAGAGUUCCAGCGAUGAGGAAACGCCCUUAGCAGAAUUGUCCAAGGAGGAACUUUGUAACAAAAUCGAAAACCUGAAAGAAAAACUAAGAAGCAUCCGGAAAGAGAACAGCCGGCUUCGACAGUCCUUGGUCAUGCUGCAAGUGUUACCGCAGGCAGUCACCCAGUUUGAAGAGCUUGUUGGGAUGGCAGAGACCCUCCUUAAGAGUGGGGGAGCCCCGACCACACCAGCGUCUACUCUCUGGAGAGCAACCAACAACUCCUCCCCAGACUCGUUUGCUUCUCUGUGCAGUAAUUCCAGCUCUUCUUCCGGCUCCCCCAGUUCCGUGAAGGCUGAGGAAGAGCAGCAUGCUGGUGAGAAGCAGUUCACGAUUGAGAGAUGGCAGAUUGCCCGUUGUAAUAAGAGCAAGCCUCAGAAAUUUAUUAAUGAUUUAAUGCAAGUACUUUACACAAAUGAAUACAUGGCCACGCACAGUCUGACUGGGGCAAAAUCCUCUACUUCAAGGGACAAGGUUGUAAAGCCAGCUAUGAAUCAGAAUGAAGUUCAAGAAAUCAUAGGGGUAACGAAGCAGGUGUUCCCCAGCGCGGAUGACGUCUCGAUUAGACGGAUGAUAGGGCAGAAGUUGAACAACUGCACAAAGAAACCAAACGCUGCGAGCAAAGCUCCCAACUCUCAGGAUAUCAAGUAGACCCUGAUGGUAUCUUAAAAUAAAACAUGCUUGGUUUUCCAUCAAGCAUUGGACUUUGCUGGAGAACUUGAGGCACGUCAAGGACUGGCCGUAGUAGCCAUGGCUUUCCUGUUGAA
Apodemus sylvaticus (European woodmouse) is the source of this 1300-nucleotide messenger RNA. It is a transcript of the gene Bend6, whose product is annotated as BEN domain containing 6. The transcript is spliced from 7 exons. Bases 342 to 1184 code for a protein of 280 amino acids. Gene Ontology annotation, biological process: negative regulation of Notch signaling pathway; positive regulation of neuron differentiation. NCBI's taxonomy places the organism in Eukaryota, Metazoa, Chordata, Mammalia, Rodentia, Muridae. Gene Ontology annotation, molecular function: transcription corepressor activity; DNA binding. Gene Ontology annotation, cellular component: nucleus. The record is from RefSeq and is a predicted model, not a curated record.